This is a messenger RNA of Andrographis paniculata, 1298 nucleotides long. Its product is annotated as mitochondrial import receptor subunit TOM40-1. Gene Ontology annotation, molecular function: transmembrane protein transporter activity. The transcript is spliced from 12 exons. Lineage: Eukaryota; Viridiplantae; Streptophyta; Magnoliopsida; Lamiales; Acanthaceae. The record is from RefSeq and is a predicted model, not a curated record. The coding region runs from base 143 to 1096 and encodes 317 amino acids. Gene Ontology annotation, cellular component: mitochondrial outer membrane translocase complex; mitochondrial outer membrane. Gene Ontology annotation, biological process: protein import into mitochondrial matrix.
UACCCAUUACGUCUACAAACGGGUCGGGUCAUAUUGCGUCCUGGGGUUUUGUGAUUUAGGAGGAAGGGUUUUUGUCAGUCUCAGCCGAGCCGCUCCCACCAGCUGCUGAAAGAAGAAACGAACAAGGGAGUGAACACCGGCUAUGGCAACGCUCAUUUCCCCGCCGCCAGCCACCGCAACGACCGCUCCAGCUUCGAACUCGGCCGAUGCUGCCCUGCCUCAGCAGGAGAAGGUGGAUUAUCUAAGUCUGCCUUGUCCCAUUCCGUAUGAAGAAAUUCAUCGGGAAGCUCUCAUGUCCUUGAAGCCUGAGCUCUUUGAAGGAAUGCGGUUUGAUUUUACCAAAGGACUCAAUCAGAAAUUUUCACUCAGCCAUAGUGUGAUGAUGGGACCUACAGAGAUUCCUUCCCAGUCUGCUGAAGCUAUUAAGAUUCCAACAGCACACUAUGAGUUUGGUGCUAAUUUUAUAGACCCUAAGUUGAUGCUAUUUGGUAGAGUGAUGACAGAUGGGAGAUUAAAUGCAAGACUGAAGUGUGAUUUGACUGAGGAUCUUACUCUCAAGGGCAAUGCUCAACUAACAAAUGAGCCACAUAUGUCGCAUGGCAUGUUCAAUUUUGAUUACAAGGGAUCAGACUACAGGACUCAGUUUCAAGUGGGGAAUGGUGCCUUAUUUGGAGCAAGUUACAUACAGAGUGUGACACCUCAUUUAUCCUUGGGUGGUGAAGUAUUCUGGGCUGGUCAACAUCGAAAAUCUGGCAUCGGAUAUGCUCUGCGUUACAACACUGCUAAGAUGGUUGCAACUGGUCAAGUUGCUAGCACUGGUAUGGUUGCUCUGAGUUAUGUCCAGAAAGUGUCCGAAAAGGUUUCUCUGGCCUCGGACUUCAUGUAUAACUACAUGUCUAGAGAUGUCACAGCCAGCUUCGGUUAUGAUUAUAUCCUUAGGCAGUGCCGUUUGAGAGGAAAGAUUGAUUCCAAUGGUGUUGUGGCUGCAUUCCUCGAAGAGCGAUUUAACAUGGGCCUUAACUUUCUUCUUUCUGCUGAGAUCGAUCACAGGAAGAAAGACUACAAGUUCGGGUUUGGACUGACUGUCGGAGAAUAGAAUAGACACUGCAUACAAUUGGUUCCAAUUUGCACUGCCCCAUCGAUCGAUGAACGGGCUAUGGUGAGUGAGGGAUUCCUUUGUACCCUCGGACAACAAAAUAAUGGAAGAUUCUUUUUUGUUUAUUUUUUAUGAUUUUGUACUGUAGACUGCUAUAGGUGAGUUGCAUUGGUUUAAUGACAAAACAAGCCUUUUUUGUAUU